Messenger RNA from Meloidogyne enterolobii, 1747 nucleotides. NCBI's taxonomy places the organism in Eukaryota, Metazoa, Nematoda, Chromadorea, Rhabditida, Meloidogynidae. The record is from the annotation of a GenBank genome assembly.
GUGAAAAAUAAAUUGCCAUUUUUGAGCUAAUACUACAGCAUUUUGUCCUUUUGGUCAAUGGCUUGCAAUAAUUCAUGGCAAAUGUGAAACAGAUUUUAACUAGAAAACUUGAAUUUUUAAUAGGGGUGGAAUUUAUUAUUAGAAAGUUUAUUAUUAGAAAACUACUUUUGCGAAUUACAUUCGAUGAGAUAAUUUCAAAAUAAACAGAUAGGUAGCUUUUAAGAUAAAAUUUUUUUCAAGUUGUCACAUUUUUUGUUCAAAAUUUUGACUCAUUUUGGCUUUUAAUAACCUUUGUAUAUAACAUGCAUAUUAUUUAGGAAAUUACCCUUUUUUAGACCUGGAAAAGCAUUACUGAUAAGUCGAGAAUGAGUUACAAGAACAAGGUUGAGGUUAUCAUAAAUAUCUCCAUUAUCUAAAAUAUGUCAUCAAAAAUCCCCAUUAUCCAAAUCACCAUUCAGGGAUCACCGACUUAUUAUUAUUCUGUGGUCAAAUGGAGAAUGAAAGAUAAAAUAAUUUAUGGAAACAAUUCUAAAUAUUUUAAGUUUUUGAUGUUUUUUCUGAAAAUAAUUGCAUAGGUAAGUCUUGUCUAUAAAAGAAAGGACUUCAAAUUAAAGCUAUCAUAUUCUCCAUUCUCCGUCAAUUGUUUCGCUCCUAUUUUGGCUAACUUCACUUGACAAUGAUUGUUCUUCAUCUGCUUCAAGUGCUUAUAUCAGCUGUUUCCUUUGCGGCUACAGUCGGAACAUUAUGUGGGUCGCUUCUGCUCGUUGGAUGUUCCAAAAAGAAGAAUACCAACGCUACUCUUCCUACGUAUGUAUUAGAAGUGAAAGAUUGGAAGGAAAAGAAAGAUCCAAAAGAAAGGAAGGAUCCAACAAGGAGUAAAGAAGAUAUUCUGAAAUUACCUCCACCACCAAAACCUGCCAAACCUACAGUUCCGCCAACGACUCCAGCCAAAGGCGCAGCUUCUCCACUAGACGGCAGCACUCCAGGAAAAAUUCCAUCAGCCCCUAAUAUGGAUGAGAAGAAUAGCCCUAGAAACCCCGGUAAAAGACAAAAGGGCAAGAAGAAGGCCAAACUUGCAUGGGACACGACGGAGAAUCUCAAACCACCGUCAUCUAUGCAAAGUGUUAAGAAGAAAAAGUCAAAAAAACAGCUCGGAGACCAAACGGUUAUGCGACGGGAUGUUCCAAAAUCAUUGGAAAGUGGAGAACAUGACGACUUGGAGAGUGCGAAGGUCAUGGAGGUUCCUACCGAUGAAUUGCUUCAGUCGGGUAAGGACCGCAAAGGAUCAAAGAAAGGAACUACAACGACUGGAGGAGAUUCUUUUCUUGAUAAACCACCUCCAUCUCUGCAGAGCAAAAUGGGUGAAUUCGACAAGAAAUUUAAACCUGGCGAAUUUGUUGUCAAGGCCGUACCAGAAGAAAUCAACUACAACAAUGUCAAAUACAAUGUCGAGCAGCAGGCAUCCGUUGAAUUGAUCAAUGAAAGUGAUGUUCCAGCUGCAAUCAAAAUCAAAAGUACCGAUGCAAAUAUAUACCGAGUGAUACCCGUCUUCCGAACAAUAGAGCCAGGAGGGAAAUCACUUGUGCAAAUAAUAAGAAUGCCUUCUGCACCCAAAUCUGACCUAAUCGAAGUUGUUGCUGCACCGAUGACUGAAGGGCCAUUGCCUGAUGGAGGAAUUCCUGCCAUCUUUAAGAUUGUUGACGUGAAGGAUCACAAAAUCAUCAAGAUUCCUGUUCAAUUGAUAUAG